AUGUGGGAAUCGAAGCUGGAGCCCAGCGUCAUCAGCUACAAUGCUGGGAUCAGCGCGUGCGAGAAAAGCAAGCAGUGGCAGCGUGCACUGUCGCUGCUCGCCGAGAUGCGGAAGUCUAGGCUGGAGCCCAACGUCAUCAGCUACAACGCUGGAAUCUACGCGUGCGAAAGAUGUGGCCCGUGGUGGCAAGUAUUGUCGUUGCUCAGCGAAAUGCGGGAUAUCAUUUUAGAGCCCGACGAAGUCAAUUACAAUUUGGGCAUCACGGCGUACGAGAGGUCAACUGGUGAUUCGGCAGGAUUCCCAGGCUCUCCUCAGAUCGGUCUCUCGCGCUUUCGAUCAUCUCACGAUUCAUUGCGCGCGUGGGACCAUGCUGGGCAAUUAGCGUGA
Molecule: messenger RNA, 387 nt
Organism: Prorocentrum cordatum
Lineage: Eukaryota; Dinophyceae; Prorocentrales; Prorocentraceae
Source: the annotation of a GenBank genome assembly